This is a messenger RNA of Penaeus vannamei (Pacific white shrimp), 1017 nucleotides long. Lineage: Eukaryota; Metazoa; Arthropoda; Malacostraca; Decapoda; Penaeidae. The record is from RefSeq and is a predicted model, not a curated record.
GCUUAAGUGUAGAAGAAUUUAAAAGUAAAGAAGGGGAGACAGAUAAAUGGAUGGCAGUAAUACAUGACUUAGAAGGUGAGCCCUUACCAGGAAGCCUAAAGAAAACUGUUUUGCCUAACUUUGAGUUAGAUGAAGGUCUGUUGUAAACUGGCAAAAAGCGUAAUGAUGGCAGUAUCUGCUAUAGUAUAGUUGUACCUAAAGAAUGAAGAGCUAAAGCAUGUAAGCUUUGACAUGAAAGGGGUUGGACAUAUGAGUAUCAUAAAAACAAUAAAUGAUUGUGAAGGUUUCUUUUUGGCAUUGGGAAACCUCUUUGACAGUCAGUUGGUAAUUUCCCUCGGAUAACAGGAGGUCUAGAGAGGAUGAGUAUUGAUGUAACAGAUGUGAAAAAUGGUGGAGACGGUCAUAGAUAUAUCCAGGUGUAUAGACCAUCAUUCCUGUUACGUAAAUCUUUAUCCAAUGAGAGGGAAAUCAGGUGGGAAGGUGAUGGCAAAGCUGAGAAAGUACAUGACAGCAUAUGGCAGUCCAGAGAAGCUUGUUAGUGACAAUGGGUGUGAAUUCCAAAACCGAGAGAUGGAAAGUUUAUGCAAGGAGGCAGGGAUCACUGAGCACUUGAUCACUCCAUACCAGCCUCAGAGCAGUGGUGUGGUAGAAAGAGUGGCUGGCUCAAUUAAACCCAUUAUUUGUGCUUUAGGAAGAGGGUUCUGGUAUCAGUGGGCCAAAUAUUUGAGUUGGUGUGCCAGGAGCUUAAAUGAAUGGGUACACAGUACCACAGGAAGUACUCCUUAUUGGGCAUUCUUGAAAGGUCAUCGUAAAAAGUACAUGGAGUUUAGGGUGCCAGAUCUUCCGUCAGACGAGGAAGGUUUGGAAUUGGCAGAGGACAGUAUGAAAGAAGAGCGGGACAGAGCACUAAAGACGUACUCACUCACAAAACGAAAAUGUGAAAAUUCAAAACAGGAAUGUGAAGUGUGGGUUUUAGUGUGGGUAAAGAGAGAAGUGUUUGAUCCGUAUACCUGGUAA